AUGGAAUCCGCUCAAAGUCGAAAACUAAGCCAGCAACUUGAUUCUGUUGAAGGCAGUGAUUCUUCCGCCACAACCAGACCUACUCCUGUCACGGAUCUCGAUAGCCCAGUUAAUUCGACGCUUCUUAAGGCCCUUCAAUCAGUUGCAAUAUCCAAUUCUACAGUAAAACCGGUGGAACUGCAGACAGAAGAUAACACGGAUGCACACGACGAGCAGUUCUCCAGUGAUAACGGGGAAUCGAAUGCACCCUCUGGAGCGUUUUCUGAUUCUUAUUCCAAACAACCUAAACUGUCACAAAAGUCACACAGCUGUCGUGCUCGUAUUCGUAACACAGGCGGCUCGAGUGACCUCCCGAAAAAUGUUGUGCAUGUUUUGCAGAACGAUGGCAAAAAAAUUCGAACGGCUGUUCGACCAAAUACCAAAAAGGAGAAGGUUCCAACGCAGGCCGAAUACCGAAGGUCCAAGAAUUACUUUGAUGUCCUGACGAACAAUGUCGAGUCAGUCCGUCUGGGCCGCCGCGACUGCAAAGAGCAGGCCCUGGACUGUGGCUCUGGAAACGUGCGUGGGGGCCUACAUACUUCAUAUACUGAGAAGGUGCCCGUCGGUUCUGUACUUGAUGGGGAUCCCAGGGAGCUCGUUACGGACACCACAGAUGAGGUUGCUCGAUGUCGGGAGGAGAGGAGCAGUUACCUGGACCUCUCACAUUUGGGCCUGCAAACCCUGCCGACGGGAAUCUUCAAGGAGGUCGGCUUCAUUGAAAGCCUCUUCCUUUACGGCAACAGACUGACGAGCCUCUCUCCUAGUCUCUGCUCUCUACCCAACCUCCACCGCCUGAUGCUGCAACAGAAUUGGAUCACCUGUUGCGGUCUGCCCAACGAAAUCUCCAAACUCACCCACCUAGAGGUACUGGACCUUCGUCACAAUCGCCUCGAGGGAAACCUGCCUGCUUGCAUCUACAAACUGGUUAAUUUGCAACAGCUGAUACUCAGCUAUAACAAGCUAACCGUCCUCAGUGAUGACCUAAAAAAUCUGCAUCGGCUGACAGUCCUCAUACUUAAUCGCAACUUCAUUCGGCAAAGUAUCCCAGACACCAUCGGCCAGCUCACCCGGUUGACUAAACUGGACCUCUCCUACAAUCAUAUCGAAUCCCUACCGUCUAACUUCAGACGCAGAAUUGCCUAUAAAUCUGUCACAAUUUCGCCUAGCGUGGCCAACAACAGCUUAUUCUUUUCUCCUCUGUUCUUUUAUUAUGAUCUACUCGUACAGUUCACUGCUAUUUGA
Molecule: messenger RNA, 1281 nt
Organism: Dibothriocephalus latus
Lineage: Eukaryota; Metazoa; Platyhelminthes; Cestoda; Diphyllobothriidea; Diphyllobothriidae
Source: the annotation of a GenBank genome assembly